Messenger RNA from Prorocentrum cordatum, 1296 nucleotides. Lineage: Eukaryota; Dinophyceae; Prorocentrales; Prorocentraceae. The record is from the annotation of a GenBank genome assembly.
AUGGCCGCCGCCGCCACGGGGCCCGGCGGAUUUUUCUGCGGCGGCUCCUGGACCCCGCCCCUCUCGAUCUUCUCCGGCGUCGCUGCCGGGGGCGCCGUGCGGCGCGACUUGGGGCCCUUGCCGCAGUGGCCUACCAAGCUGAAAGUGAUCGCCGACGGUACUGACGAGUGGGGGUUCCGGCGCAUCGUCCUGAGAAGCGGCGGCACGGCGCACGUGGUCCUGAGCUCGGCCGACGGGCAGGGGCUCGGCGACAACCAGUAUUGGGUCGGCACCAAGGCGGGCCGGCUGCAGGAGUACAGCGUCCCGUCGUUCUCGGGGCCACCGCGGGGCUGCGGUGGCGGCAACUGCACGCCGAGGGCCAAGAGCGCGGAGGCAUGGACCGCCAGCCGGACCGAGGGGAAGUGCAGCGAGACCGCCGACAGCCACGGGAAGUGCUCGGAGAGCGUGAUGUGGGCCAUGAGCCACGGCAUUUGGGAGCACCCGGAGUGGUACCCGGGCCUCGCCGCCACGAGCAGCUUCGAGCAGUUCCAGGCGCUGCUGCACGCGCAGGGCCACGGGGGCUGCCCCAGGGUGGUGUCGCUGCCUCUGGCGCGGGUUCAGAUGUCUGGAGAGUUUGAGUCGGAGGCGGACUCGGUUGGGCGUGCUCGCAGGCUGCGGCCUGCGGCUGAGCGUUGCUACUGGAUCGUGACGCCGCGGGCCGCGCGCGCGGGGCCGGCCGCCCCCGCGACGCAGGCCUUCCUCGCUGCGUGGCUGGAUGAGCUGUCCGCGAUGGGCGCCCUGCGCUUCUGCGCCGCGUGCAGGAGCGCGCGCGAGGCCCUCGGCGCGGACGGGGCGGCCGCGGCAGCGUUCGCGGUGACGCGCCCCUGGAGGGCGAACCUGGCAGGCAGCUUGCGCCUGUGGCGCAGGGCGUGGGAAGCCCGUUCCAACGCUUCGUGCGCGCUCGGCCUGCGCGGCGGGGCCUGGCUCAAGACGGUAAUCGCCGCCCUCCUCGUCUCUGGCAAGGGCGCUAGGAUCGACCCAUUGAACGGUUCCUGCGAGAUGGAAUUGCAGAUGCUCGUUCUUUUCGAAGACUCGCAGUUUGGUGCUGCGAUCGUCGCCCCUUGGCGGACCGGCCAGAUGCAGCUGGCUCCCAACCCGCUAGACGUGUGCAACACAGUCCUCGCCGACGGUUUCGACAUAUGCCUUUUAGUCCCUCAGGCCCAGGGCGGGCGCGAGAUCGCCUUGGAAGGGGUGCUGACGAGGUCGGCGCUGAGGGCGCUGACGGAAUGGAUGCUGACGAGGUUAACUCACGAGUGA